AUGUCUCUCGCAAUCCUCAUUGCCACCUCCUUUAGCGGAGUUCUUGGCCUAUGUCUAGUGGGACUUAGUGAAUUUGGAGGUCCUCACCUCUUCUCACUUGAAUUAUUUGUCCCACUAGAAAAUAGCAAUGGUCCAACUCAAAUGUUAUCCUUGCACCCCUCUUCAGAGAAUCCUCAAAUGUUCAACCAAUUUGCUAUCGACAAAUGUCGCAAGUUUGUCGAAGACUUUCAGAAGGCACUCCUUCAAAAGGGAGAUGCCCUUUUUUUGACUUCAGGCCAGGGUUCAAUCACUUCGUCGAACUCCUUGAUCAUGCUUGGAAAACUGAAGACUUGCCUGCUCCUCCCUGAGGUGGCACUGUCGACGAACAAAGUCCAGAGGAGGAACCUGGACAAGCAGAGGCAGAUGAAAUGA
Suillus plorans is the source of this 411-nucleotide messenger RNA. RefSeq lists its product as uncharacterized. NCBI's taxonomy places the organism in Eukaryota, Fungi, Basidiomycota, Agaricomycetes, Boletales, Suillaceae. The transcript has 3 exons. Bases 1 to 411 code for a protein of 136 amino acids. The record is from RefSeq and is a predicted model, not a curated record.